UAACAGCUCAGAAAAAGGAACUGGGAAUCUGGAUGCCUGGGUUCUCUUUCCAGCUCUGGUAGCUAAACGGGUGCCCAUCUCUGUCUAAUGCCCUGAGCUGAUCACGUGCUGAGGGUUUCCAGCUCCCACUGAGAGCUAAAUGUCCACCACACCAAACAAAUUGUGUUCAGAAUCCUGAUGUAUAUGUGACUGCUCAGUUUGUUGUCUGUCAACAAUGACCUGCAUCUAACAAAAUCACCUGCGUAUUUCUUCCUCUUCCCUUUAUGGUCUCAUCUGUUUUGCAGGUACACACCUGGCCCCAAUGGUGAAGGGGAAUCAAACCAAUGUGAAAGAAUUUAUUCUGCUUGGGUUCCCUGGCUCUCAUUAUUUGCAGAUCUCACUCUUCAUGCUAUUCUUUUUCAUGUACCUCUUGACACUCACAGGAAACAUCACCAUUAUAUCCUUAGUGGGGACCCACCGUCGCCUCCACACACCUAUGUACUACUUCCUCUGCAAUCUCUCCUUCCUGGAGAUCUGGUUCACCACAGCUAACAUCCCCAAGACUCUUACCAAUCUCGUGUCCCAAAGCAAAACCAUCUCCUUCCUCAGCUGCCUCCUGCAGAUGUAUUUUCUCUUCUCCUUAGGCUGCACUGAAUUUCUACUCCUGGCCGUCAUGGCCUAUGAUCGCUAUUUGGCCAUAUGCCACCCAUUGCGCUAUAGCUCCAUCAUGAACAGCACCUUGUCCACUCAGCUGGCCAUUGGCUCAUGGGUAGGUGGCUUCCUGACUAUUUCUGUGCCAGCAUUUCUGAUCACUAGGUUGUCCUUCUGUGGUCCUAGGGUCAUCAACCAUUUCUUCUGUGACACAGAUUCUUGGAUAGAGCUCUCCUGCACAGACACGCACCUCUUUGAGAUGGUGUACAUUACUAUCUGCUUUAUUGUCAUCCUAGGCUCCUGUUCAGUCACCCUGGUCUCCUACAUUUACAUCAUCUCCACCAUCCUGAGAAUCCCAUCUGCUCAAGGCCAGAAAAAGGCCUUUUCCACUUGCUCUGCCCAUCUCACCGUUGUGGUUAUAUUGUACGGCUCUGCCAUCUUCCUGUAUGUCGAGCCUUCUAAACAGAACUCACUGGACAUAAACAAAAUUGUCUCUGUUUUCAAUACUAUUGUGACACCAUUGCUUAACCCUUUCAUUUACACUCUAAGGAAUAAAGAAAUCAAGGAAAUCUUGAGAGAGGCUUUCAGUAGGACAUGAUCUUAUUGUCCAAUGGUCUGGAUAUCAUUGAUUUAGGCAGCCAGAGA
Molecule: messenger RNA, 1275 nt
Organism: Chelonoidis abingdonii (Abingdon island giant tortoise)
Lineage: Eukaryota; Metazoa; Chordata; Testudines; Testudinidae
Product: olfactory receptor 6F1-like
Biological process (GO): G protein-coupled receptor signaling pathway
Cellular component (GO): membrane
Molecular function (GO): G protein-coupled receptor activity; olfactory receptor activity
Source: RefSeq, a predicted model, not a curated record